AUGUUCGCAAGAUCUUCAUUAAUCAGAUUAUUCUCGACGACCGGCAGAAACCUGGCAGAAGCCGAGAAAAAGGUGUCUAAAGAGGUAAGAACAUUAAAAAAGUAAACAUGCUUAAGUAGAAUUAAGCUUUCAGGCUCUGAUGACGCUCCGUAAGCGAACCGGAUACAGUUAUGUGAAUUGCCGGAAAGCUCUCGUGAAAUUUGGCGAAAACGACAUGGAAAAUGCAGUGAAAUGGCUGAAAGAAGCGGCCGCGAAGGAAGGAUGGGCGAAAGCGGCCAAGUUCGUUUAAAUUUUUGACUCCUAAAGCUAGAAACUGUGCGAAUACUUUAAUUUUUCCAGGCUCGGCACCCGUGUCACUUCCAACGGUCUCGUUUCUGUGGCCAGUGACAAAUCAACGGCGGCAGUGGUCGAAUUGAGCUGCGAGACCGACUUCGUGGCCAGAUCGGGUGCCUUUAAAGAUUUGCUCUCAAACAUUACCAAUUCGGCACUUGUCAAAGCUAAGAACGAAUCCGGAUCCGGCUCUUCGAAGCUUCACGAAUACUCGUACGAACUCGCGGAGCUCACCGACGCUGAAGGUAAAAACAUGCGUGAAGUUCUAUCUUUGGCGAUCGGAAAGCUCGGAGAGAACAUGGCUGUGAAGCGGGUGAAGGCGUACAAAGCUCCGGAAGGGACCACUCUCUACGGAGCAUCUCAUCCAAAGGACGGAACCGAGAAGUUGCCAAUGGGACGCUUCAUUUCGCUAGUGGCAAUGAACCAGUCUACGCCAGGUACCUAAAAAAAAUCAAACAUUUUCCUCUCGAAUUCGAAAAAAAGCUAAUGAUUUCUCAGGAUCAAUCAGCACCCAACAACUGGCCGGCCAAAUCUGCCAGCACAUCAUCGGAAUGUCUCCAGAAUCGCUCGGCGAGGCGACCGGAGCCGUGAAGAGCCAGGAGGUGCUGAGCACUCAGGAAGGACACGAUCCGGCCGCCGAUCCGGUCGUCGUCACCAACAUCGACGACUCGGAGACCGCGCUUCUCCGCCAGUCGUUCAUGCUGAAUCCGUCGCAAUCCGUCCACGAAUACCUGCAAUCUCACCACGCGAACGUGCUCGAUUUCGUGCGUGUCGAGCUCGGCAGCGAGCAAUAA
Caenorhabditis sp. 36 PRJEB53466 is the source of this 1124-nucleotide messenger RNA. NCBI's taxonomy places the organism in Eukaryota, Metazoa, Nematoda, Chromadorea, Rhabditida, Rhabditidae. The record is from the annotation of a GenBank genome assembly.